AUGCCGAGCUGCUCUGCUGGCGGAAUUCGGUGCCAAGGAGGAGCCGACCGGAUCUUGUCAGCACUUUGCCAGCGUGUGCAAGGGGAGUCGGUGAUGCCAAGCUGUAGUUCAGAAAUCUAUCUCAAGCCCGAGAUUGCCGAGGGCCAGCUCGUGGAUACUGUUCGAAGUGAAGUGGAGACAUUUCGAAGGAGCCGCAGCGCUUGGUCCAAUGCGCGAUGUUUGCUGCAAAGUUCUGCUGAGGUCCCGCAGUGCUCCUGGCGUGUUGCCAGUCGCAGCUCGACACGCUGGGAAGUCGCAGCAACGCUGGACAUACAUUCUGACGCACUGUGCGGGGUUGCGUGGUCUCCGAACCAGCAGCGUUUACUCACUGCAAGUGCCGAUGGCACCGUGGGUCUUUGGGAGGAGCAGAAUAUCAGCUACUCUCCAGUGCAAAAUCACGACCCGGAAGCAUUUCAAUUGGUGGCCAUCCUUGGCUCGAACAGCCACAGUCCGGUCCGUGAUGCGACCUGGUCACCGGACAGCGAGCUGAUCCUAGCUGCGAGUCUGGACGGCUCGGCGAGAGUCUGGCAGCUCGCGGGUGACGCAAGCCGGAUCCUGCGCAACGUCACCGAGGAGGAGUUGGACUCCGACAACGCCUCGGAGAAUGACAACGUCACCAGGCUCCGACCUCCGGCAGUGCAGGGACGUCUCCUGGAGCCUUGGUCUGUACACUCCAUGCUCAUGCAGUCGGACACAGCGCUGGCAGUGGAAUGGAGCUCCAAUGCGAGUGCUAUCGGUCGUGUGCUCGCCGGCUCGCGAGAGCGAACCGCCUGUGUGUCCUCCCGCGAUGCGGGCUUCGAGCCUUGUGCGUCCAGCCAUGAGCUCGCGGAGCGCAGCACCGGGGCCUCCUACCUGCUAGGUUUGGACCACUCUGCAUCAAUUUGGCAUGCGAGCAAAGAAAUUCCCAGCCGCUGGGCCCUCGAGGCAACUCUCGAGGGUGUCCGUCACUUGAUGGUCUCUGUUCGCUGGUCACCAGACGGCAAACAGCUCCUGACUGGGGGCAGUGACGGCCUCGCCCGCAUCUGGACCCUCACCGACACGGACUUCCAGGGUAGCGGUCGACAGCGGUGGAACCUCCGGGCGAAGAUGCAGGUGCACAGCCAGGCUGUUCGAGCCGUCGCCUGGUCUCCUGACGGACAGCACGUGCUGACGAGCGGUCGUAAGGGCUACGCGUACAUCUGGCAACCCUUUGAGGGCGAUGCCGACUGGGUGCUCAAGGGGUUCCUGACGCAAGCGAACGGCAUGGAAGUGCCACCGAACUUGACGAAUACGGCAUUGCAUUCGCCAGUGAACCCGGCACGCCUUGACACGCUGCACUCGGACUCCAACAUGGGCUGGGUUUCUGACUGGUCGCCUGUCCACGUUGCUACCUGGUCCUCGGACGGGCGCAGGAUCGCGACCGGCAGCCCAGACGGUUCAGUGCGCCUGUGGUUGAACGAUCUGACAGUUUACGGCCGGUGGACGUUGGAGGCAACCCUUCAUGGCCACUCACACGAGAUCUGGUCCAUGGCCUGGUCUCCGGACAGCCGGCAACUAGUUACGGGCGACCAGGUUGGUCGAGCUCGCCUGUGGCAGAUGAGAGAUGAGGUGACCAGCCCCGAGCACGAGGAGUCUUCAGGGGAGGAUGAUUCGCCUUCCUUGGCGCUCGCGGUUGUUCGGGCCGCUAGGCCUUUGCUUCGCAGCGUGCAGUGGCUGGCGAAUCGUGUCUUGGGUGAGAAGAAAACGAACCUUGGAGACACGAGCCAGUUCUCGUACGACCACAUGUCCGGCCAAUGGGUGCUGCAGAGGCAGCCGGGGGCGGAGGAGGAGUCGGCUUCCUCGGAAGACCAGACUUGGUCUCUGCCCGAGGUGAAGCACGGAACAAGGCCGGCAUGCGCCAUACUGUACUGA
Molecule: messenger RNA, 1929 nt
Organism: Symbiodinium sp. CCMP2592
Lineage: Eukaryota; Dinophyceae; Suessiales; Symbiodiniaceae
Source: the annotation of a GenBank genome assembly